UUCCAAGACUCGGAAACACCGCAGUAAACCAACCAGAAAAAGCAACAAGAUGCCUUGCAAGGGAUGUGGAAACAACUGCCAGUGCUCAGCCGGAAAGUGCGGAAGUAACUGCGCCGGAAACAGCCAAUGCCAAUGCGCCGCCAAGACGGGAGCCAAGUGCUGCCAGGCCAAGUGAUUGCCGACUACACUUGGAUUAGGUUGAAUAGUUUCUAAUAGUUGUUACAAAUCUCCGACUGACAUUGAAUAAAACCCAUAUAAUGUGGUUAUCUUAAUUUA
Drosophila erecta is the source of this 276-nucleotide messenger RNA. Its product is annotated as metallothionein-2. The transcript is spliced from 2 exons. Gene Ontology annotation, molecular function: metal ion binding. The record is from RefSeq and is a predicted model, not a curated record. Lineage: Eukaryota; Metazoa; Arthropoda; Insecta; Diptera; Drosophilidae. Bases 50 to 175 code for a protein of 41 amino acids.